Aspergillus versicolor CBS 583.65 is the source of this 2059-nucleotide messenger RNA. RefSeq names its product adenylosuccinase ADE13 (gene ade13). NCBI's taxonomy places the organism in Eukaryota, Fungi, Ascomycota, Eurotiomycetes, Eurotiales, Aspergillaceae. The record is from RefSeq and is a predicted model, not a curated record. Gene Ontology annotation, molecular function: (S)-2-(5-amino-1-(5-phospho-D-ribosyl)imidazole-4-carboxamido) succinate lyase (fumarate-forming) activity; N6-(1,2-dicarboxyethyl)AMP AMP-lyase (fumarate-forming) activity. The transcript has 9 exons. Gene Ontology annotation, cellular component: cytosol. Bases 195 to 1646 code for a protein of 483 amino acids. Gene Ontology annotation, biological process: 'de novo' AMP biosynthetic process.
CUCACGUGAUGAUAACGAGUCCCGAUAACGUGAUUGUCAUUGAUAAGAUUAUUCAACCCCGCUGAAAAAUAGUCGUAGCAAAAUUUCGUCUGGGGGCCGUCGACGCACAUCAGUAUUUUCAGCCAUCUUCCGGCCUUUUCGCACACCGCAGCCUCUCAAUUUCCUCGAGACCGUUCCAAUUGCAGUCUGACACCAUGUCCGCAAGCAACGAUGUGUACCAGACGCCUCUCAACUCGCGAUAUGCGAGCGAUGAGAUGAAGUAUCUAUUCUCCCCAAGGAACCGGUUCUCCACGUGGAGACAGUUGUGGUUGUGGCUUGCAGAAUCCGAGAAACAGCUUGGAUUGCCCAUUACCGACGAGGCCAUUGAGCAGAUGAAAAAGAACACCACGAUUCAGGACGAAGAAUUCAAGGUUGCCGCUGAGGAGGAGAAGCGCCGGAGACACGAUGUUAUGGCUCACGUCCACGCGUACGGUCAGGUCGCUCCUGCGGCUGCCGGAAUCAUCCACUGGGGUGCUACAUCUUGCUACUGCACGGACAAUGCGGACUUGAUCUUCUUGCGUGAUGGCCUUGACAUUCUCAUUCCCAAGUUGGCUAUUGUCAUCGACAAGUUGUCUGCUUUUGCCCAGCAGUACAAGGAUCUACCUUGCCUGGGAUUUACCCACGGACAGCCAGCACAACUUGUCACGGUCGGAAAGCGAGCUUGCUUGUGGCUCCAAGAUUUGCUCAUGGAUCUGAGAAACCUUGAGAGAGCGCGUGAUGAUUUGCGUUUCCGUGGUGUCAAGGGCACAACCGGCACCCAGGCCUCUUUCCUUCAGAUCUUCAACGGAGAUCACGACAAGGUCGAGAAGCUGGAUGAACUUGUUACCGAGAAAGCAGGAUUCGAUUCUGCAUUCAUCAUUUCUAGUCAAACAUACUCUCGAAAGAUUGAUGUUGAUGUAGCCAAUGCCCUGGGCUCGUUCGGAUCCACCUGCGAGCGUAUCGGCAUUGACAUCCGCCACUUGGCGAUGCUCAAGGAAGUCGAGGAGCCUUUCGAGAAGGACCAAAUUGGCAGCAGUGCAAUGGCUUACAAGCGCAACCCUAUGCGGUCCGAGCGUCUGUGCUCACUAGGCAGGCACCUCCAGAAUCUCCCCAAGGACGCCCUGGACACCUACUCCGCACAGUGGUUUGAGCGUUCAUUGGACGACAGCGCCAUCCGUCGGAUCAGUGUCCCCGAACUCUAUCUCUGCGCUGACGCGUGUCUAAUCCUUCUUAACAAUGUCACUUCUGGGUUCGUUGUUUACCCUGAAGUCAUCAAGCGUCGUGUAAACGAUGAACUUCCAUUCAUGGCAACUGAGAACGUUAUCAUGGCUUGCGUGAAAAAGGGUCUUUCCCGCCAAGAUGCUCACGAGGAAAUCCGCGUCCUUUCGCACCAAGCCUCCGACAACGUCAAGAAGCACGGCAAGAACAACGACCUUCUCGACCGCAUCCGCCGCACUGCAUUCUUCGGCCCCAUCCUCGGCGAGCUCGACGCCCUUCUCGACCCCAGCACCUUUGUGGGCCGUGCCCCGCAACAGGUUGAGAAGUUUACUUCGACCGAAGUCAAGAAGGCUCUCCAGCCGUACGCAUCUCACCUCGCUACCGCCGAAACUUCUGCUCUCCAUGUUUAGAGGCAACCAGCCAAUCGUGCCCCGGAGAUAGCGCUUGGAAGCCAAGUCUAUUAUGAUUUGGUCUGGACUGGGGCUGAUCUGAGACAAGGAUGGUCCAAUGGGGGGCGAGAGUGCAUGAAGCCACCCAUAAUCGCUUGAAUAGAUUUCUUUUGGACUCCCUUUUUUCUGGUUCAAUGAUGCAGUACCUAUAACUAAAAGCUUGGGCAAAUGUAUGAAAAGCGAGGUCGAUUCACGGCUAUUUGCUACUCUACUUAAAAGCUAGAAGGAUUGGAGUUUUUGAUGUAUAUGAUAACGAAUUGAUGUUAUGAAGCAAUGUCUAUUUGCACCCCCACCGCGGGAGAAAUAGGGCACCCAUGCGUACAUGGGCACAGCUUUCUCACCAUACCCGCAGUUACGCUACUAUUAUUAACCCC